This is a messenger RNA of Rhineura floridana, 2958 nucleotides long. RefSeq names its product anaphase promoting complex subunit 2 (gene ANAPC2). The transcript has 13 exons. The coding region runs from base 262 to 2688 and encodes 808 amino acids. Lineage: Eukaryota; Metazoa; Chordata; Lepidosauria; Squamata; Rhineuridae. Gene Ontology annotation, cellular component: anaphase-promoting complex. Gene Ontology annotation, biological process: ubiquitin-dependent protein catabolic process. The record is from RefSeq and is a predicted model, not a curated record. Gene Ontology annotation, molecular function: ubiquitin protein ligase binding.
ACGUGUCUCCGCGGCCGCGCUCACAUUUGACCAGCUCGUUGUUGUAGCUCUGCAGGGCCGCCCCUUGCUGGGUCAUCGCGGGGUCCCGCCGGCCUGCCUGCCUGCCUGCCUCUCUGCCUUCUUUCCCUCUGUCUCUCGGCCCGGCCGGCCCGCCGCCCGCUCGCUCGGCCUCCCGCUCCUCCUCCUUUUCCUCCUCCUCCUCCUGCAACUGCCGCCUCUGGUUUCGCGCGCCGCCCGGCCGGGCCUCAGCGGGGACCCGUCAUGGAGCUCUCGGCUGCCUGGCACACGCUCAGCACCGGCCUGGUGCCGCCCGCAGCCCUCGGCCUGGCGCAGCCCAGAUCCAGCUUGGCAGAGCUGCCCAAGGACAGUGACUUGCUCUCCGCCGUGGAAGUGCUGCGGCGCUAUGACCUGCACUCCGUCCUGGAGGAAUGGUUCCUGGAGGUUCUGCAGACAGACCUUCAGGCCAACGUUGCUCCUGAGUUCUGGAACUGCAUUGCACAGUAUGAAAAUACGGUCGAGGAGCCACAGUGCUUCCUUCUGCUUCUGGAUGCCUUCUGCCUGCUGAAGGGUCGGCUGGACCCAUACCUGCACAGCAUGGACCUUCUGGAAGAAUGGACCAGAGCCGGCUUGCUCCUCAGGGCAGGCUCUCAGGGGCUGCGGGAGAAAGUCUACACUAUGUUCCGUGCCAUCCUUUUCUUCUCCACCACAAAGACCUUCCAGGAUAUGAUCCAGCAGUUCUACAGCCGUAGCUUCAAGAUCUAUAUGCGGCAGUGGAGGAGAAGUGAGGAGCGAACGAGCGAGGGAGAGAGCAGCAUGAGCGAAAAUGAGCAAGAGAGUGAGAUGGAGGAUGGAGACCCAGGAGGAGGAGGCCAGCAGUGUGCAGGCUGCAGCUGUAAGAAGGACCAGUGUUGCUGCCCCACAGCUAUGGAACAAUUUCAGCAGCUCAAUGAGAUCCUACACAGGUUGAGCCUGCUGGAGCGGGUGAGCGCUGAUGCCGUUACCAGCAUCCUGCACAGGAUGAUUGAGGAGCGGAUGGAGUGGAGAUGCCGGGGGGAAUAUGAGUGCUCCUUCCUCGGCGAGUUCCAAGAGUGGAUCGAGAGGGUGAUUGGCUGGCUCAGCCGGGUGUUUCUGCUGGAAGGCCCAAGUGCCCCUCCUCCCAGCUCUGAAGCCAGUAGCACGCUGAGGCGCUGGCGGUGCCACGUCCAGAGGUUCUUUUACCGCCUGUACGCCAGCAUGCGCAUUGAAGAGCUCUUCAGCAUCAUCCGAGAUUUCCCAGAGUCAAAGCCAGCCGUGGAAGACCUGAAAUACUGCCUGGAAAGGACCAAUCAACGGCAGCAACUCCUGAGCUCCCUGAAAAGUGCCCUGGAAAUGCGUCUGCUCCAUCCUGGAGUGAACACGUCGGACAUCAUUACGCUCUACAUCUCUGCCAUUAAAGCCCUGCGGGAGUUGGACCCAUCCAUGGUCAUCCUGGAGGUUGCCUGUGAGCCCAUCAGGAAGUACUUGAGAACCAGGGAUGACACGGUGCGGCAGAUUGUGGCUGGGCUAACAGGCGAUGCUGAAGGAUCUGGUGAUUUGGCGAAUGAGCUCUCCAAAGCUGAUCCGGUGACAUUGGAGAACGGCCAGGAGAGCGACGAGGAUGCCUGUGAACCAGAGGACUGGGUGCCUGAUCCAGUGGACGCCGACCCAGGAAAGUCGAGCUCCAAGCGCCGCUCCUCAGAUAUCAUCAGCCUGCUGGUGAGCAUCUACGGCAGCAAAGACCUCUUCAUCAACGAAUACCGCACGCUCUUGGCGGACCGGCUGCUGCACCAGUUCAACUACAGUGCAGAGAGGGAAAUCCGAAAUGUGGAACUGCUGAAGCUGCGUUUCGGAGAAGCCCAGAUGCAUUACUGCGAGGUCAUGUUAAAAGACAUGGCAGACUCUCGCCGCAUCAACACCAACAUCCGCGAUGAGGAGCAGAAGCUCCCCGAGGAGGAGAGACCCCCCUUCGGCCUCGUGGCCGUGAUCCUCUCCAACGAGUUCUGGCCGCCCCUGAAGGAGGAGAAGCUGGAGCUCCCUGAGCAAAUCAAGGAAGCCAUGGAGGCAUACUCCAAGAAGUACGAGAAGCUGAAGGCCAUGCGGACCUUGAACUGGAAGCACCACUUGGGCUUGGUCUACCUGGAUGUGGAGCUGGCGGACCGCACCCUCUCCCUCUCUGUUUCCCCUGUGCAGGCAGCCAUCAUCCUGCACUUCCAGAGCAAGGGCACAUGGACUCUGCAGGAGCUGAGUGAAGUGCUGAAGGUGCCUGCGGCGUCCCUCCGGCGCAAGAUGACCCUUUGGCUGCAGCAGGGGGUGCUGCGGGAGGAGCCCCCCGGCACGUUCAUGGUGAUCGAGGAGGAGCAGAAGGACCGGGCGGAGAAAGUGGUGCUGAUCGACAGUGAUGAGGAAGGCGACUCUGCCAUGGCCUCGCAGGCCGACCAGAAGGAGGGGGAGUUGCAGGUCUUCUGGACGUACAUCCAAGCGAUGCUGACCAACCUGGAGAGCCUCUCCCUGGAGCGCAUCCACAGCAUGCUCAAGAUCUUUGUGAUGACUGGCCCGAUGGUGACGGAGAUUGACAUCCAGGAGUUGCAGGGCUUCCUCCAGAAGAAGGUCCGGGACCAGCAGCUCAUCUACUCAGGUGGCGUCUACCGCCUUCCCAAGAGCUGCACCUGAGCUCUUCUCCUGAGCGGUUGGGGUGUGUAUGUGAAGAGCAGCCUCUUGCUGUGGAGGGAGCAGCACGGCACUGUCACACUGUGCGCUUGGCGGGAGGUGAAGGGCCACCCUCAGAUCCUGCCUGCUGUGCCAGCCUGCCAGGAAGAGGCUCCAGGAUGUGAAAUUGAGGCGUCACGGCCCCUGAAGUCCAUCCACCCCUCGGCAUGGAAGACGUUGGGACUUGUUUGAUGUGUCACCUUUGUUCACAAUAAAAUGGCUUGCGUCCCAUCA